CGACUCUAACUUGGAAAGAAUCAGCUCAACACCGAAGCCAAAAUUCUCCUUAGAUCGCGUACUGGCUGCAUCUGAACACGGUAAGUGCCUGAAGCACGCUAUUGUAGCAAUUGAUAACAAAAAUGCCAUUUUCCGUUUGAACUGCGCCAAAGUCAACUUUUUACUGAAUUGAACAGCAUUAAAGUGAAUUAUGAUUCGUUUGCUCAUUUAUGAACAUCAUUGCAUUGAUGGUCUUGGUUUAUGUGCAUUACGCUGGCGCUGAUAUCAACACACUAUAUAUUGAUUUGGCGAACAUCUUUGUUAAUUGUCUAUGGUUGAGACAAGUGCCAUUGCUCCAGAGUGCUCCAGAUGGGUUUCAUAUGGAUCUUUUUGCUUCUGGUUCUGUCGCGUUCCACAAUCCUUUGCAAAGAUGAAUCAAACCAAACAUGCGGAAAUGGUGUGGGCUUUGGACUGGAACUGAUAUUGGCUAAAUUAGAAUCGUUGGAGCUCGAAAUUUUAUCAUUGAAGGAUCAGAAUCGCAACCUUACGGAUUUCAUUUCAAGAGUUUUGACGAAGAAUGAUAAAUCUUAUGAGCAAGUGGCCAACAGCUCAUUCAGAUCGACAAGCGAGGUGGAAAUAGAUGAAACCAACGUGUACUCGUCAUGUUCGAUGGUAUCGAAAGGAAAAUCGGGCAUGUAUUUGAUUCGUGCAACGGAAGAUUCCGAUCCAAUUCGCGCUUACUGUGAAAUGGAGCUAUACGGAGGAGGUUGGACAGUGAUUCAAAAGCGCACAAACGGAUCGGAAAACUUCUACCGAAAUUGGACCGAGUACAAAGCCGGAUUUGGCAGCCUAGACGGCGAGUUUUGGUUCGGUUUACAUUGGAUUAAUUUGCUGACAAGCGCUAAAACUCACGAGAUUAUGUUCCAUUUGAUGGAUUUCAAUCGAAAGAUCAAACAUGCUCGGUAUAAUCCGUUUAGGAUUGGAAACGAGAGCACAAGUUACAAAAUCGAAGCACUGGGUGUUUACACAGGAACGGCUGGCGAUAGCUUCAAGCAACAUUUAGGAAAGAAAUUCAGCACAUUUGACGUUGAUAAUGAUUCAUUCGGGAAAAAUUGCGCCAUGGAGUAUUACGGCGCAUGGUGGUAUCACGCUUGUUAUAAUAGUAAUCUUAACGGAAAGUAUACAAACACACGCGUUUCUCAGGCCAUGUGUUGGAACACGUUCAAUCAACCCAACGAAGGUCUGAUGUCGUCAACGAUCAUGAUCCGUCCGGUUUAGUCUGCGAACCGCCAGCCACUGGAGUCGCGCUGUGUGUUGCCUUGAAGUUCAUAUAAGGUGUCUUGAACUCCCGAAUGAUUCGCCAUUACUUCAAAUCGACUCCUGACACCGCAUACUGAGUACGAAGUAGAAAUAAAGAUUACUGUC
Molecule: messenger RNA, 1404 nt
Organism: Armigeres subalbatus
Lineage: Eukaryota; Metazoa; Arthropoda; Insecta; Diptera; Culicidae
Product: angiopoietin-related protein 1-like
Exons: 4
Coding region: 349-1257 (302 amino acids)
Source: RefSeq, a predicted model, not a curated record